GUUUUCGCUAGGUUUCUUUUCUGUUUUUGCGUACUUUUGGUUAUCAGUGGAAGAUGUCUGGUCGUGGCAAGCAGGGCGGCAAAGCUCGUGCAAAAGCGAAGUCUCGUUCUUCCCGUGCCGGCCUGCAGUUUCCAGUGGGCCGUGUGCACCGCCUUCUCCGUAAGGGUAAUUAUUCGGAGCGGGUCGGCGCUGGUGCCCCGGUGUACCUGGCGGCUGUGCUAGAAUAUCUGACUGCUGAGAUCCUGGAAUUGGCUGGUAAUGCGGCCCGCGACAAUAAGAAGACGCGAAUCAUCCCGCGCCACCUGCAGUUGGCCAUCCGCAACGACGAGGAGCUCAACAAGCUGCUGGGCCGCGUGACCAUCGCGCAGGGCGGCGUCCUGCCCAACAUCCAGGCCGUGCUACUGCCCAAGAAGACCGAGAGCCACCACAAGGCCAAGGGCAAGUGAGGCCCCUACCGGUCGUUAGUGCGACUUUUACAGACACCAAAGGCUCUUUUCAGAGCCACCCA
This is a messenger RNA of Mus musculus (house mouse), 508 nucleotides long. It is a transcript of the gene H2ac25, whose product is annotated as H2A clustered histone 25. The record is from RefSeq and is marked reviewed. Gene Ontology annotation, biological process: nucleosome disassembly; UV-damage excision repair. Gene Ontology annotation, molecular function: DNA binding; structural constituent of chromatin; protein heterodimerization activity. Gene Ontology annotation, cellular component: nucleoplasm; nucleosome; chromosome. Lineage: Eukaryota; Metazoa; Chordata; Mammalia; Rodentia; Muridae. The transcript has a single exon. Bases 54 to 446 code for a protein of 130 amino acids.